This is a messenger RNA of Pectinophora gossypiella (pink bollworm), 5621 nucleotides long. RefSeq lists its product as uncharacterized. Bases 294 to 3662 code for a protein of 1122 amino acids. Lineage: Eukaryota; Metazoa; Arthropoda; Insecta; Lepidoptera; Gelechiidae. The transcript has 14 exons. The record is from RefSeq and is a predicted model, not a curated record.
AAAUGAAGAACUGUCUGGAAUUGGAUUGCAUUAAAAAAGAAAAAGUGCGCCCUUUAGUGUUUUUAAAAACAUAAAUACUUACGUAAUGUGUGUUUGGUUUUGUUUACAGUGUUUUGAGUGAGUGUGUUCGUUGAUAGUUGAAGUAGGUACAAACCUAUACUAGGUUUUUGCCGCUGAUCAUCAUGACUAGUAACGAGUCAAAACUGUAAACAAUCAAAAUCUUCCAUUUACAAACUGCUAUAAGUGUGAAAGAGAUAGCCAAUUGAAGUGCUGGUGCGUGUGAGCAGGACAGCAUGCCUGAUACGUUCCUGACCACAGGAGUGAGCCUGGGGCUGUUGGCUGGAGUAGUGUCUGGUGUAUGCUACCUCGUCGCGAAUGGAUUGGCUUGGCCUCGACACGAUCAGAAGAAGAAGCGAUGUAUACCAUCCACGCAGCACGAGGGCGUGUGUCUUAGCUGCGGUGGAGACUCACGGGGCGGCAUCAUACCCUGCAUCUGUACUGGACAUCAAGCCGUGAAGUUCGAGUCUGGCUUCUGGUUCUUGCGUCAGGUGCAACGAGCAGUCAGCCUCAUGCCCUGGAGCCUCAGCACCGACAAGCUGGAGCUGAUCGAAGAAGAGGAAUGCGACAGCCCGGAUAGCCCAGGGUCGAGCGAGGGCCCCCGCGAGCUGCGCAACGUGCGCGAGUUCCUCGAGGCCCUCUCCGCCAAGCUGGCCGGGGGGGCCCUCGAGGGAACCCGUGUGGCCCCCCUCUACCAUCACCCUGCUUAUUUAUCGCCGCGCGACCCAUCUCAGCCCAGCUCCUCACAUGCGCAUGCGUCUAGCGGCGCGAGCGGCGCACACGCUCAACUCAAGCGGUUGGUAGCGCGCGUGGUAGAAGAAGCUGCAGCGUUACCGGCGCUUGCGCGGUACGCGGCUGAACCUACCACCCCCACCAUCGAGACGUCUACGUAUGAAGAUCUGUUGGCUACUGCAAUUUUGAACAAGGUCAUAGAACGAUACCAGACAGAGAAUGGUUCAGGAGGCAGAAGCAGCGGCAUCCAUUCAGCGAGUGCCAGCCCUACCCCUUCGGAGAGGUCCUCACCCCGCUCCCUGAACUCCAGAGCCAGGGAUAUAUCGCCACCUCUUCGAGAAGAAGAUGAGUUAUCAGACUGGGAGGAGGGCGAGGCGACAGCUUCAGAUGAUGCGCUCGAGUUGCCUCGCCGCGUGCCCUUUCCAGAGUUCGGCGGUGACAUAGUUCAUGCUACAGACAACGAUGACCGUGAUUUCGACGAAGUAUCCGGCAGUGAUAUCCAAGCAGUCGACGGAUCGUGGGAAGAGAACUGGCUGUUCCAAAAAAAAAAGAUAAAGACCAUCCAGUCAGUGCCCGUGCCUAUGCUGGUGCCCAACUCAAACACCGAAUACAGAGCCCUGAUCGGUGACAGAGACGCCGACGACACCACAGACCUCUCAGACAACGCUAGCGAAGGCGAUGAAGAAGCUGAAUACAAAAGCGACAUCAAAAGAGUACUAGAUUCCAAACACGUGAUUGGUGGUAAACCUAAAAUAGACGAACUACUCGACUUCGAACCGGACAGCCUAAACAUGGUUGAUGCAGGCGAUGAGUUCGAAAUAUGUGAUAACGAACAGGAUAAAGAUGUUGUUGAUGCUGUUAAUAAUGAAAUCAACGACGAUACUGCCAAACCAGACAAUCACGACAAACAAGAUGAAGACAAAGACUCCGUUCUAGUAUUAGGAAUGGACAGCGGGCCACUGACAAAAGCAGAAUUUGCAUUGAAAGAAGAAAUACAUAGAACAUUGCUGAAUGGUACCGCGGAAGACUUCGCAGCACAGCUCGAAGCUAAAAUAAACGGUGAAGAACAGGAUGAGCUUGAUAAAAUGCACAAAGGGUCUAUGGGCACGCUCAGUCGCCACGAGCGAGAGGGUGAGUACGAAGAAACUGUGACCAAACCCGUCCAAAGAUACGCCGACAGCCUCAGGAGGAAACAUUUUGAAGACGAACCGCAACACAUACCCACACGAGAUACAGACAAAGAAGAUGAUUUGAUACCAGGUUCUAUUGCGUAUAGAGAACGUAAAAAAUGGUUGAACUACGUUGAAAUGCCAAACAACCCCUAUUCUCCUGAAGCAAUACAAAAGAGACUUUCAGCUAAAAGCACUUCCUCACUCUUCGACAUGCUGACCAAGCCAAAAGACUUAGAUGAUGACGACAGAAGCAUCAAAUCUGAAAAUAUUAAUGGAAAGGAAAGUCUUAAAGAGCACGACUUGCUCGAAAAAGAUGAACGUAAUCUACAGUUAGAGAAGUUAAACACGGAAGGUAUCAUUAUGAAUGGAAACAGACCGAAAAGUCCAUCUCCAAGAAUUCUGAAAGAUGUACUAGCGGAAGAGGUACCACAAUACAAACGCUAUGGCCGGGACUAUUAUAUUAGAGAAGCGAAGGUCUCUGCGGGUGGUCGCAGAAAGAGAGAGGAGCUGAGCGAGACGAGUUCACUGUCGUCAAUGAACAAGUCGACCAGUUUAGACAAUUUCGAUACAGAGUUCGCCUCGCCUGUAAGUGCCAGCAGUUCGUUGAGCGAUCUCGAGGCGUCCGCCCUUCACCAGAACAUCGUCCGCGCCGUCCUCAGCCCCAGAAAUGCGAGCCCCAACUUCGCUAUAAACCCUAUUUUUGAAAACCCAGACAGACAAAACGAUAACGCUGACGAAAAUCAUGCGACAGACGCUAACGUCAGUCGAACUAACGCCAACGGAUUACUAAUAAAGCAAUUCAACACAAUUGCCUCAAAUCAGCAUUACACGAAGUUUGCUCCGAAUCAACAAAUGUCAGAAUCAAUAACUACACUUCCUAACAACAAGACAGAGAUUAUGAUUGAGUACGAUGAUGUAAACGAACAAACACUAUUCAAUGCUAAACCGGCCUACGUAGAAGACGACACAGACAGAAAAUUCGAAGAAAUUUUGGAAUCAGCGUACAAUGUCGAAACGGAUAAAGAUGAACCAAAAUCACCGAUGGCUCCCAGCAUAGACAACUCUUACGUAAGCUCUAGCAGUUUGGAAGACUCAAUUAAAAUCUACAAUGUGCAAACCGGCGAGAUAGUGAAAAGUAAACCAGAUAACGUAUCGCCCAGAUAUGAAGAGGUUGAGGGAAAUGACAACAUCGAUACCGCUGAUAAGAAUAUCUUAGAAGACAGAGUCAGUGAGGAAAGCGAUGUGGACGACGAAUCAUUCGAAAUUGUUGACAGGGACAGUUUGAGAGAAGAGAAAUUAGACAGGAUUAGUGAAAUCGACGAGAUACUCCCGCAGUUGCCCAACGUGAAAGAAUUGGCUAAAAAGUUUGUCAGCAUGGAAAACCUCACUGAAACUACUAAGCCCCAGCAGAUCAUAAGGCGCUUGAGAAGUAAAGAAAAUAUUUUCGAUCCUAAAGCGGACAAACAGAAACAAUACAUGCACAGUCUAACCGCGCGAAGUAUAUCCAGAGAAUUCCGGGAAGAACUCAAACUAUCCAUGGCGACACCUUUGAAGGUCCCUGGUGGCUCCAAAGAGAUCCCUGAAGGUGAAGAGGUUACCAAAGAAUCCAGCAGGCCUGGGAGUCCAUUGCCAGAACCAGGAACUAUCAAGACAAAGUUAGCAUUCUUCGAAAGUUUGAAAUCAAAGUUCAGUAGUAAAUAGUGUUGGCUAUAAAGUCGGCUGUCCUGUGAUGUGUUUGAAAAUCUGAUUGUACAUCAAAGCUCAUGUAAUGUAGGUUUAGAUUUUGACGUUGGAGAUUUUGAAAAUUAAGGCCAUAUGAGCAAGCCAUGUUACUGGCAAGAAACUGUCAUAUCUGUCUAUUCAAGUACUAAUGAGAAACAUUCCAGGCUACGUUCCAACAAGAUAGAUGGCGCUGUACAGAUUUAAUUAUCUAUUUCCUCAUUACUCGCUGUACAUAACAUACAUAACAUAAACAGCCUAAACACGUCCCACUGCUGGGCACAGGCCUCCCCUCAAUUAACCGGAGAGGGUAUGGAGCAUACUCCACCACGCUGCUCCAAUGGUUGGUGGAGGUGUUUUUACGGCUAAUAGCCGGGACCAACGGCUUAACGUGCCCUCCGAAGCACGAAAUCAUCUUACUUUUUCGAACAAUCAGGUGAUUCAAGCCUGUAGUCCUUACCAAACAAAGGACAGUCUCACAAAGUGAUUUCGACAAUGUCCCAAUCGGGAAUCGAACCCGGACUUCCAGAUCGUGAGCCUAACGCUCUAACCACUAGACCACGGAGGCUGUUGUGUUACUCGCUGUACAUAAUCAUUCAAAAAUACAAUUAUAAUGGCAGAAACAUACAUAAAAAUAAUUGUUAUAUUUUGCUACCAAUAUAGCUUCUCUUAAAUUUGAUCAGUUUAAUGACGGGUGGAAAAUGUAAUUAAGCCUAGGUGUAAUAAGGGUCAUCAUUUAUACCCAAAAACAAAGAUAUGAGAUGCAUAUAUCUGUUAUCCAUGAAAUUAGAAGGUUAAACAAAGGAAAAUCUGUACAGCGCCAUCUAUACUGUUCUUUGACGAACGUAGCCUGGAAAGUCGAUCAUUAUACGAACAAACGAAGGUGGUCACAUUGUUCUUAAGCUUUAUUAGUGUCACAGCAUGAUUUUCUGUUCAUAGCGUUAUAAUUAUAAUUUAUUCCCGUAGUCCGACUACUACUUGUUUAGAUUUGUAAACAAGUGAAGUAGUUUUAGUACUAUAUAAAGAGUAGGAUACAAGACUAAGUAGGCAUACAAUAAUACUAGUAAUAGCAUACUAGUAUAAGCAUACAAUAAUAAUACUAGAGAACAUAACACCUUGAAAUAUAAAAAAUUGAGAAGGGUAGAUUCGUGUACUUAUUAUUUGUAAUUGUGAUAUUGGUUGUACACGCAGGUUGAUUUUUCUCCUUUGAUUAAUACUUGGAUAAUUUAAGGAUGUUUAAAUAAUCAUAUCGAUUCCUUAACACGUUCAUUGUGUAACUGAAAAUUAGAUGUCAACCCCUCACGUGCAAUGUUAGUUUACACAAAAAAAAAACAAAUUGAAAAACUUCGCGUCGAAUUUUUUUAAGUUUCCGUCAUGCCCCACAUAUUGGCCAUGCACGUAUGAGCUACAAAUUUUAUGCCUCAUAUGUGGUUCAUACACAGCGAACGUGUUAAACAUUUCGUCUAUUAUCGAUGCAUAAUAUAAGUUUAUUAUGGGCGGUCACGUAACGUAAUGAAAUAUUUAUAUUAAUUAGGUAAAGGUGUAAAUAUUUAGUGCCAUUUUUGUAAACUAUAUUAUAUGUAUAUGCUAUUUCUUUAGCUAAUGCCAAAGUUGUAAAUAAAAAAAAUACUGGGUAAAUGCCUCUAGUGGUUGUGUCCAUAAUAAUUUAGCUGUACUUUUAGACAGAUUAGUCAUAUUGUCAUAGGAAGUGCAAUAAAUAAAUAUAAUACUUACAUUUUUCUGUUUACAUAAAGCCCUCCAAUUCGGCAAUGUGAUACCUAUUUCAAAGUACCUAAACUAAAUUAUGUUGAGUCUGUAAUUAUGUGGGAUAACUUGGCAUUUUCACUGCCAGGCCCUCUCACGGAAAACGAAACAUUUAAUUAUGUUGAUUAAAUAAUAAAUAAAGGUGUAAGAUGUAAUAAAAUGUAACUAAAACAGUCA